AUGGGAUUUAGUAAGUUUUCCAUGUUCACUAUUCUGUUCUUGAUCAUCAUUUUCGCUCUUGUUUCUGCUGAAGAUGAUCAGAAUGUUCGACUCGCCCAGGAACGAGUCUCGUUGCUUUCCUUCGUGGCAGCCAUUGUUGCAGACCCUGAAGGUGCACUUCGGACCUGGAACUCAACUAGAGUCCACGUCUGCAACUGGAUGGGAGUCAAGUGCAACAAUGGCAGAGAUAGAGUUGUGGAGAUUGAUCUCAGUGGAAGAUCUCUUCACGGCUCCAUCUCUCCAUCUCUUGCCAACCUUUCUUCAUUAACAGUUCUUGAUCUGUCAAGGAACUUCUUCCAAGGUCGUAUUCCAGCAGAGAUAAGCUCGCUUGUUGAGCUCAAGCAACUGAGUCUAUCAUGGAAUUUACUCCAAGGAGAUAUUCCUGUCCACUUGGGUCUUCAUCAAAAACUGGUUUAUCUUGAUCUAGGGAGCAACCGGCUUGUGGGGAAUAUUCCUCCGCCAUUGUUGUGCAAUGGGUCGUCUUCUUCUCUUGAGUACAUAGACCUCUCUAACAAUUCUCUCAGUGGGGAAAUCCCAUUGAAAAAUGGCUGCGAGCUGAAAGAGUUGAGGUUUCUUCUUCUCUGGUCCAACAGGCUCAUUGGCAGAGUUCCUCCAGCACUUUCAAACUCCUCCAACCUUGAAUGGCUUGAUUUGGAGUCCAACAUGUUGAGUGGAGAAUUGCCAUCUCAUAUUAUAAGUAAAAUGCCACAGCUACAGUUCCUUUACUUGUCCUACAAUGACUUUGUUAGCCAUGAUGGGAACACUAACCUUGAACCUUUUUUUUCUGCUUUAGUAAAUUCCUCAAACCUUCAAGAACUAGAAUUGGCAGGAAACAACCUUGGUGGGGAGAUACCUUCUAUUAUUGGUAAUCUUUCUAACAAUCUUGUACAGAUUCAUCUAGACCAGAACCUUAUCUACGGCUCAAUUCCUGCUCAAAUAUCCAACCUUAUCAAUCUCACCCUCUUGAACCUGUCUAGUAACCUUUUGAAUGGAACAAUCCCACCGGAGCUUUGUCAGAUGAGUAAACUAGAAAGGGUUUAUUUGUCAAACAAUUCUCUUUCUGGUGAGAUCCCUUCUGCCCUCGGUGAUCUUCCUCAUCUGGGUCUUUUAGAUUUGUCUGAAAACAAACUUUCUGGCUCUAUUCCAGAUAGUUUUGCGAACCUAUCCCAGUUAAGGAGGCUUUUGCUUUAUGGGAACCAGCUAUCAGGAACUAUACCACCAAGUCUAGGAAACUGCAUCAAUCUUGAGAUUCUAGACCUGUCGAACAACAAAAUCUCUGGAAUUAUCCCUAGUGAAGUAGCAGGUCUGAGGAGCUUGAAACUCUAUCUGAAUUUGUCUAGCAAUCAUUUAACUGGGCCUUUACCGUUAGAGCUGAGCAAAAUGGAUAUGGUGCUUGCCAUUGAUCUGUCUUCAAACAAUUUGUCUGGUACAAUCCCAUCACAGCUUGGAAGCUGUAUUGCAGUAGAGUACCUCAAUGUCUCUGGCAAUUUCUUAGAAGGUCCUCUUCCAGCUUCAAUAGGACAGUUGCCUUAUCUUAAAGAACUUGAUGUAGCUUCAAACAGAUUGACUGGGGAAAUACCAGCAACUUUGCAGGCAUCAUCGACUCUAAUGCAGCUAAACUUUUCCUUCAACAUGUUCUCUGGCAACAUAUCCAGUAAAGGGGCAUUUUUGUCUCUGACAAUAGACUCUUUCUUGGGCAACAAAGGCCUUUGUGGAUCCAUAAAAGGCAUGCCUGCCUGCAAGAAAAAACAUGCCUAUCGAUCUGUUAUCUUGCCCAUCCUCCUGUCACUGUUUGGAACUCCUGUUUUGUGCAUAUGCGGGUACCCUAUAGUACGCAGGUCACGAUUCAGAAGGCAGAUGGUGAUACUAAAUGAUGAAGGACUGGAAGAUGAGGAAAAAGAAAGAAAUGAUCCCAAGUACCCGAGAAUCUCAUAUGGACAGCUAAUUCAAGCCACAGGAGGUUUCAGCGCUUCAAACUUGAUUGGUUCAGGUCAGUUUGGGCAUGUAUACAAGGGAACUCUCUGCGACAACACAAGAAUAGCCGUGAAGGUAUUGGAUUCAAAGGCAGCUGUAGAAUUUUCAGGGAGCUUUAAGAGAGAAUGCCAAGUCCUGAAGAGAACCAGGCACAGAAACUUAAUCAGGAUUAUUACAAUUUGCAGCAGGCCAGAUUUUAAGGCCCUCGUCCUCCCUUUGAUGUCAAAUGGGAGCCUGGAGAGGCAUCUAUAUCCAGCUCAAGGGACAAGCCAUGGAUUGGAUUUGGUUCAAUUAGUAAACAUAUGCAGUGAUGUAGCUGAAGGGGUGGCAUACUUACACCACCAUUCCCCUGUCAAAGUUGUUCAUUGUGAUCUGAAACCGAGCAACAUCCUCCUAGACAAGGACAUGACAGCUCUAGUGACAGACUUUGGGAUUGCUAGGUUGGUGAAAGGCAUUGAUGAGAACAUCCCCACCAAUGAUUCAAUGUCCUAUAGUUCAACUCAUGGCUUGCUCUGUGGAUCUAUUGGCUAUAUAGCACCAGAAUAUGGAAUGGGAAAACGAGCUUCGACUCAGGGAGACGUGUAUAGUUUUGGAGUACUUUUGUUAGAGAUUGUGACAUCCAAACGCCCAACAGAUGUCCUCGUUCAUGAAGGUUCAAGCUUACAUGAACUGGUAAAAAGCUAUUACCCAUAUAAGCUCGAAGCCAUAGUUGAGCAAGCACUGAGCAGGCACCGACCACCUACCAUGCCAGCUUGUUAUGACAAAAUAUGGAGAGAUGUCAUCAUGGAAUUGAUUGAACUUGGUUUAAUGUGCACACAGUUUUCUCCUGCGACAAGGCCAAGCAUGCUGGAUGUAGCUCAUGAAAUGGGAAGGUUAAAGCAGUAUCUCUCAAAUCCUUCAUCACUAUUGCUCAAAGAAUCUUCAUCUAUGACCGACACUUUUUCAUCAUAA
Messenger RNA from Carica papaya (papaya), 2964 nucleotides. RefSeq names its product Leucine-rich receptor-like protein kinase family protein. Gene Ontology annotation, molecular function: protein binding; protein kinase activity; ATP binding. NCBI's taxonomy places the organism in Eukaryota, Viridiplantae, Streptophyta, Magnoliopsida, Brassicales, Caricaceae. Gene Ontology annotation, biological process: protein phosphorylation. The record is from RefSeq and is a predicted model, not a curated record.